Molecule: messenger RNA, 1117 nt
Organism: Grus americana (Whooping crane)
Lineage: Eukaryota; Metazoa; Chordata; Aves; Gruiformes; Gruidae
Gene: NAA40
Product: N-alpha-acetyltransferase 40, NatD catalytic subunit
Exons: 9
Coding region: 140-1042 (300 amino acids)
Cellular component (GO): nucleus
Molecular function (GO): histone H4 acetyltransferase activity; protein N-terminal-serine acetyltransferase activity; histone H2A acetyltransferase activity
Source: RefSeq, a predicted model, not a curated record
GGCGCUAGCCGGCCGCAGGCUCGCGCGCCUCUCCCACCCCCCCCCAUAUAUAUAGGGCGCGCUCCCGCGCGCGCCCCCUCAGUCCCCUCCGCGCCCCCGCGCUGUGAGGAGCUGUCGCGACCGCGCUUCGCUCGCCGCCAUGGGGAGAAAGUCGAGCAAAGCCAAGGAAAAGAAGCAAAAGCGCCUGGAGGAGCGAGCGGCCAUGGACGCCGUCUGCGCCAAGGUGGAAGCCGCCAACAAACUUGAAGAUCCCCUCGAAGCUUUUCCAGUAUUCAAGAAAUACGACCGGAACGGUUUGAACGUCGCCAUCGAGUGCAAACGCGUUUCCGGGCUGGAGCCCACCACCCUCGAGUGGGCCUUCGAGCUGACCAAGGCCAACAUGCAGACACUGUACGAACAGAGCGAGUGGGGCUGGAAAGAACGGGAAAAACGAGAAGAGCUACGGGACGACCGCGCCUGGUACCUGAUCGCCCGCGAACCCGGCGCCGGCCCCGUCGCCUUCUCCCACUUCCGCUUCGACGUCGAGUGUGGCGACGAGGUUCUUUACUGCUACGAGGUGCAGCUGGAGAGCCGGGUGCGACGGCGAGGGCUGGGCAAGUUCCUCCUACAGAUCCUCCAGCUGGUGGCCAACAGCACGCAGAUGAAGAAGGUGAUGCUGACCGUCUUUAAACACAACCACGGCGCCUACCAGUUUUUCCGAGAAGCCCUCCAUGCGCUGGCAACGUGCCGGGGCCGGGCGACGCGGGCAGGCGGGGCAGGGGCAGCCGAGAGAGAUUCGAGGUGGACGCCGCCUCCCCCAGCGUCUCCGGCUGCUGCGGGGACGAUUCCUCCUACGAGAUCCUCAGCCGACGCACCAAGUUUGGGGAGAGUCACCCCCACCCCCACCCCGGGGGGGGACACUGUGGGGGCUGCUGUCACUGAGCCCCUCCCCCGACGCUUUCUGGACACAAAUUUGAUGGUUUUACCCCAAAACCAACUCCUCGGCUCCGGAACGGAUACCCAGCCUGUUUGUACCUACCGACGCCGGCCACCGAAUGGGUGAUGGGACCCUUCCCGUCCCCCUCCUCGGGGGGGGGCUCAUUUGGGGGCUGGGGGGGGGGGGGAAGGGGCAGGGGGG